Artibeus jamaicensis (Jamaican fruit-eating bat) is the source of this 1012-nucleotide messenger RNA. RefSeq names its product testis expressed 33 (gene CIMIP4). The record is from RefSeq and is a predicted model, not a curated record. Lineage: Eukaryota; Metazoa; Chordata; Mammalia; Chiroptera; Phyllostomidae. The transcript has 7 exons. The coding region runs from base 170 to 967 and encodes 265 amino acids.
GGCUUCGGCACACACCAGAGAGCUUCGCGUGGCUUCCGAUGUUAUGAAAAGGAGUGCAGAGAAUUGCUUGUGAGUGAAGAGUGCCCAGCCUCACCCGGACCCUGUCCUCCCUUCUUCACUGGCGUCUCUGGGGGCCUUACCUCCAGGGCUAAGCUUGGAACGAGAGUGCAUGGAGCUGGGCCGCCGAGCAGGUAUGACCACUCUGACCAGGGCCCAUCUGAGCAACCAGCAGGACACGGACCCCAGGAGAACUGCCCACAGCCCCUUGGAUACGUCCCAGUUCGAGUGCCAGGCCCCGGCCUCCCCGCAGCCACCUCUGCACCCGCCGGGCAGCCCCCGGGGACAGGCCUGCCAGGAGGGGUGCUGGCCUCCAACCCCCUCAGCUGUCAGCAGGAGCCCCUCUGGGGUGGCCUCCCGGCCUGGGUCACUGAAGAACGGGGACUGCAGACCCUUCCCGAGGGAGAGCAGGGCCGCCCCCCACGAGGGGCCUCAGCCGUGCCAGGGGCUGAAGCAAGGCCCCGACUCGGGGGCCCAGAGCGAGAGGGGCAGUGUCAUUCCUGACAACAUUCGCCACAAGUUUGGGAGCGACAUGGUGGACCAGCUGGUCUCCGAGGAGCAGGCUCGAAAGGCCCUCGGCGAAGGCUGGGAGGGGCAGAAGAGGGCCAGCGUGUGGCCCAGCGAGGCCGAGAGCUCUGCGAAAAUCGCCUCCAUCUUCUCAGACUACUACGAUCUGGGCUAUAACAUGCGGUCAAACUUGUUUCAAGGGGCCCCGGAGGCGGUGAAGAGCCUCAUGAAGGACUCCUACACCCCGGAGGUGCUGGAGAAGUCGGUGCGGGACGCAGAGCACUGGCACGGCAGGAAGACGGACGACCUGGGACGGUGGCACCAGAAAAACGCGAUGAACAUGAACUUGCAGAAAGCACUGGAUGAGAAAUACGGAGAGAAGAGCAAGACCUCGAAGUACUAAAUCCGACCCAGAAGCGGCGCCCUGGACUCAGAGAGAGUGCUAACA